Helianthus annuus (common sunflower) is the source of this 1881-nucleotide messenger RNA. RefSeq names its product putative pentatricopeptide repeat-containing protein At1g12700, mitochondrial. The coding region runs from base 64 to 1839 and encodes 591 amino acids. NCBI's taxonomy places the organism in Eukaryota, Viridiplantae, Streptophyta, Magnoliopsida, Asterales, Asteraceae. Gene Ontology annotation, molecular function: protein binding. The transcript has a single exon. The record is from RefSeq and is a predicted model, not a curated record.
UCGUUUAUCCCCCCUCUUUCAUUCGGUCAAAUAGGUUUCUCUUCAGUCUGAUUGAUUAGAUAAAUGAAAGUAAGGUUGAUGAACUGCACGAGAAGAAUUGGACUUCGUUAUUACUCUACUGCUUCACCUUCAACCUCUCAUCUCAACCAAAGAAUUCUCCAUCUUAAAAAUGGUUCAGGACCCACCAAGGUGAAUGACGCCCUCCAACUGUUUGAUGAAAUGCUUCAAAGACAACCUCCACCUUCCAUCAUCAAAUUUACUCAGUUGAUUUCUGUUAUUGUAAAGGAUAAGCAAUACUCCACUGCUCUUUCACUUUUUAAGAAAGUAAAUUUGAUGGGUAUUCCUAGUGAUCUUUAUGCCAUGAAUAUAUCUAUCAACUGUCAUUGCCGGUUGAAUCAAGUUUCUUAUGGUUUUGCCUUACUAGCAACCCUUUUCAAGCAAGGUUAUUCACCCACUUUGUCCACCUAUAACACUCUCAUUAAUGGGCUUGUUCUUGCUGAUCGAGUUUUUGAAGCGGUUGAGUUGUUCAAGAAACUGCUUAGAGAGAAAGUUUGUGAGCCUGAUCAGAUUACGUUUGGAAUCGUUAUUAAUGGACUGUGUAAAGUAGGUCACACUAGCAAGGCCCUUGAACUGCUCAGGUUCAUGGAAUCAGUCUCUUGUAAAUGUAAACCAUAUGUAGAACAGUACAAUGCAGUCAUUGACAGCCUUUGCAAAGACAAGAUGGUUGAUCGUGCGUUAGAACUAUUUGCCAUCAUGACCCAAAAAGGCGUCAUUGCAAGUGUUAUCACUUACAACUCUUUGAUUCAUGGUCUGUGUAACUUUGGUAGAGAGACAGAAGCUGCACAAAUGUUGAGAGAUAUGGAGGAGGAAGGAGUAUAUCCAAGAGUGGAUACAUUUAAUAUCUUGGUGGAUUCUUUUUGUAAGAAAGGAUCUGUAAAAGAUGCAGAGCUUGCUGUACAAGCAAUGGUACGAAGAGGACUACAUCCAGAUGUAAUCACUUAUAGUGCACUAAUUGAUGGAUAUUGUUUACGUGGUGAAAUAGAUGAAGCAGAGAAAGUUAUAGAUCGCAUGAUGGAAAGGGAUAUUGUGCCCAACAUCAUCACAUAUAGCAGGCUCAUAGAUGGAUACUGUAAGAAGAAGAGAAUCCACAAGGCCUGGCGUCUCUUUCAAGAAAUCCAAGACAAGGGUUUGAUUCCUGACGUUGUUACUUAUAGUAGCAUGUUACAAGGUUUGUUUGAAUCAGGGAAUCCUGCAGCGGCUAGAGAAUUGUUUAACACGAUGCAAGAAAAGGGUCCGGCUCCCAAUAUAUGCACCUAUCGUAUCUUGUUCCAUGGAAUGUGCAAAAACUCCCAGUGUUCUGAUGCCUUGGCUCUCUUUCGAUCACUGGAAAGCAAAGAACUGAUGGAAGAUGUAUGGUUGUAUAAUUUAUUGAUUGACGGUUGUAGCAAAUGUGGGAACCCUAGCUUGGCUAUGGAUCUGUUUGAUGAACUCUGUUUAAAAGGAUUGAAACCGAAUGUUAGGACAUAUACAGUGAUGAUAAACGUGUAUUGCCAAGAAGGGUUAUUUGGUAAAGCGAAAGAAUUGCUUAGAAAGAUGGAAGAAAAUGGUUGUUUGCCAAAUAGCGUCACAUACAAUGUUCUUGUUCAAGAGUUGUUGAAGAAAAACGAGUGUCAGGAGGCAGAGAUAUUUCUUGAAGAAAUGAUAAACCGAGGUUUUAUGCCUGAUCAUGCUACUUUUGAGAAUUUACUAGUCCGGAUCCCAAACGUAGGAAAAGAUUCUCGUUUGCGAACUAUUGUUCUAAAGCUAACAAGUGUAGAAAGAAAAGAUGGCAGAACAUGAUCAUCGAAAUUUGCCAACUAAUAAGAUACCCAAAUAUUAUGC